GGGCGCUGCCGCUGAGCGGGGGCGGGCGGGGGGAGCCGGGCGGGGGCGGGCGCGGCUCCGUGCCCGGUGCGGGACCGCCCGCGGGAGCGUCCCCGGGAGCGGCGCCGGUGUCGCCUCGUCCUUCCCGUGGCCCGGACCCCCGUGGCCGGAACGGAGGGAUUCGAACCGCCGGGAGCGCCGGCUGGCUGCGUGCGAGGGCGAGCGGAGGCACCGGCAUUGCUUCUCCGCUGUUCGACACGGGCUCGAUUUAUUUCCACCCUGUGUCGCCUCGAAGCGCCGGGCUCCGGGCGAGCCCCCUCCCCAGGCACCCGUGAGCAAUGAUGAGGCGCCCGACUUCCCGCCGCGUCCCUGACCUGGAAGCCCCGGGACAUUCCCGGCUUUUCGAGUGACGAGGGCGGCGGAGCGGGAAGGGCGCGCGAUGGCAGAGAAGUGCGACUGCCUGGCCAGCAUGUACGGCUACGACCUGGGCUGCCGCUUCGUCAACUUCCGCCCGCUGGGCUUCGGGGCCAACGGGCUGGUGCUGUCGGCGCUGGACAGCCGCAGCUGCCGCAAGGUGGCCGUGAAGAAGCUGACGCUGGGCGAUGCCCGCAGCGUCAAGCACGCCUUCCGCGAGAUCAAGAUCAUCCGCCGCCUCGAGCACGAGAACAUCGUCAAGGUCUACGAGGUGCUGGGCCCCAAGGGCGCCCACCUGCGCGGGGACUUCUUCAAGUUCAACGUGGUGUACAUCGUGCAGGAGUACAUGGAGACGGACCUGGCGCGGCUGCUGGAGCAGGGCAAGCUGGCCGAGGAGCACGCCAAGCUCUUCAUGUACCAGCUGCUGCGCGGGCUCAAGUACAUCCACUCGGCCAACGUGCUGCACCGCGACCUCAAGCCGGCCAACAUCUUCAUCAGCACGGAGGACCUGGUGCUGAAGAUCGGCGACUUCGGCCUGGCCAGGAUCGUGGAUCAGCACUACUCGCACAAGGGUUACCUCUCCGAAGGCUUGGUGACGAAGUGGUACCGCUCCCCGCGCCUCCUCCUGUCGCCCAACAACUACACCAAAGCCAUCGACAUGUGGGCAGCUGGCUGCAUCCUGGCCGAGAUGCUGACCGGGAGGAUGCUCUUCGCUGGGAUGACACCUGAAUGCCGCCACCCGUUUUUAGGAUUCACCUGUAAGCACGAAUUGCAGCUGUAAAGGAGAAGUGUGAGAAAAGAAGACGACAAAAGCACAGAGAGGAGUUACCAGUGCAGCAUUUGAAGCUCUGCUCUGACGUCAUUGAAAAGAAACUAUGCAUUCAGUAGGGUCCCAAAAAUGCUGUGUCGGGAGCCAAGUGCCUCCCCCCAAGCUGGGACCUGGACCCAUUCCCUGAGGAGCUGCUGCCCUGUGCCUGCUGCAGGAGCUGCUCCCUUGCAGCCCAAGGGGUGCAGCAGCAGAGCUCCCCCCGGGCCGUCUCCGUGCUGUCGGUGCUCUGAGUGACAAGGUUUAACACCUGCGAGCAGCUCUUUGCAGGGUUGUGUAAAUAAAUGACCAGACCCGUUAAUAAUGGAGGAGGACGUUUCCUUCACAGGUAUCUCAGCGUGCCGCUGAGCUCCACAGGCUCGGCUGCAGCUGCUCUGCUGCUGCCUCCCCACUCCUGCUUGCAGCUUCCUUAUUUCUUCUGUGAAAGCUUAAAAAUAAGCAGUCAGUACCCUUAUGAAGAGAUGGUUUAAAUUGCCUCCUUUUCCUUCCUUAUUUUCGCCCUCAGUUUCACCAAAGCUUUCCAGCCCGGGGGUUUCAGCUUUGAAAAGUGUGUGUUUAACCUGUCAGCUCCUGGUGUUUCCUUGGGAUGCCUUCUAGGAGCAGGGACGUCUGCACGUGCAAGGCAUUGUCUGACCUUGCUGGGAGACGCUGCAUGCUCUUAUUCCCCACGCCAAACAGCAAAACAAGAGCUGCCUCUUGAGCUCCCCGGGCCACCCCAGCACAGCUCCCAAGCAUUUCUGGCUUUCCACUUGCUGUGCUUGACCCCUCUCCCAGCCCCAGCUUGGGUUUCUUUUUGCUCUUUGCGGAUCCCACGGCGUAAGUGACGCUGGCUGACGCCACUGAGGUCUCCAGGGUGGUGCUUUGAGCUCGUUUUGUGCCAAGGCAGGGGCAGAAGUAGCCCUGGGGUGGGAUUGAUCUGUCCUCUGCCCGGGCGAGCUGCCCCAGAGCAGCCACGCAGGAGGCUCCCCAGGCGGUUCCUGAGAGCCCUCAGCAGGUGGAGUCCAGAGGUGGUUUGAGGUGAUUUGGUGAUCAGAGGUGGGGUUUGGCACACCGCGGGCUGGGCUCAGCCAGGCACACGCUGCGAGCAUCCCUUGUUCUCUGCCUUCCAGCCCAGUGAAAUCACUUAAUAAUCCCCGGGCGCUGGCAGGAUGCUUGGUUAGAGGGUGUGGAUCAAAACCAAGCUCAAAAUAUCAGCUCCUUUCGGGUGGCUUUGAAAAUAUGUCAUUGUCAGGGGAGGUUCUGGCCCCCUGCCCCUUGUUCCUGGCCUCCUCCUGUGCCAGCAGGCAGAGCAGGGCCAGGGCAGGAGCCUGGCAGCAGGCAGGGUGCCCAUGGUGUCUUUCAUCUCCUGCUGUCCAGAGAGGAGGCAGGUAAAGCCCAGCCCCUCAGAGCAGCUAAAACUCACAAACACCAGCACAGCAACACGGAUUUGCCUUUGC
Messenger RNA from Motacilla alba alba, 2655 nucleotides. It is a transcript of the gene MAPK4, whose product is annotated as mitogen-activated protein kinase 4. Gene Ontology annotation, molecular function: ATP binding; MAP kinase activity. The coding region runs from base 419 to 1174 and encodes 251 amino acids. Gene Ontology annotation, cellular component: cytoplasm; nucleus. Gene Ontology annotation, biological process: cell surface receptor signaling pathway; protein phosphorylation; intracellular signal transduction. NCBI's taxonomy places the organism in Eukaryota, Metazoa, Chordata, Aves, Passeriformes, Motacillidae. The transcript has 4 exons. The record is from RefSeq and is a predicted model, not a curated record.